GUCUACGCCGUCACAGGUUCCUUAACGGCUCCGAGAUAAAGGCCAACGCUCGCAGUGUUUCUAUUAUUAUGUUGGAGCGAUUAAGUCGUGCAUUAAGAAAUUAGAAUACACUUUUAAAAUGUCUUUAUAACGGCAUAGGUCCACAUGUGUUAUCUGACUCUAGUGCGCGGUUCCAGCAAUGGCCACAAGAUGUCGAUGGUAGGCCUAUGGUCUCCAGUAGCCUAACUCUACUUUACAGUUUAGCCUACAGUAACAGAUACUACAAUUGGAAAGGUGCUGAUCAGUCUCCUAGGAAUCUAAAUCACAUGAAAAAAAAUUAUAAUAACACAAAAUGACACAUUUACAGUUUUUAGGAUGCUAUGUAGAUCUAUUUAUGUGAUCAAAAUAUAGCUUUUAUAGCAAAACCUCGUCUUUUCGGACGAAACAAGAAUUGUGGAUGGAAGACACAACGGCUUCACGCACGUUUCCUAGCCAAAUGAAUGAUGACGUGUCCAGAAGUUACAGUUUGGUCCAGACCUUUUUACUUUUACAUCAUUUGCUACCCUGCAAAAGAGAGAUCGAUGUUUCGAGAUUAAUUCAUUUCCUGCACAAUUGUUCAAAUGUGUCAAGCUUGUUCAUGUCACUGUUAACGUGUGUGUAUAUAUACCUUCGGAUUAGCCGUACCUAAAAUAUGAUUUACGUCACCAAAUUCGGUAUUGUCCCGCUGAGGAGGACGCGUGAAGGCAUCAGCGGGUGGACCGGGAGAGCGCGCGAUGGGGCGGGAGACGAGGCGCAAUGUGGUGGGCGGGGGCAGUGCACGAGAGAGCCUUGCGUCUCCGGUAGCCAAGUCUCUCCACACUCGAGUGCAGCGACGAGACGGACAGAGGUAGAGAGCAUCACUACUUCUAGUGUGUGCGCGAGCCAGCUCUCUCUCCUCCGGGACAACGACCGUGUUUGGAGAUGCCCAAAUUGUCGCUGUGCUGUCGGGGGCCGCAGAUGUUGCUCCAAACUUUUAUUGGCGACACCGGUUGCCCCGUUCUUUUUCAGUCGCAAUGGGACGAAUGAAGGCGUCUGAAGCGGGACUCUAAGGAAGAGCAACCAUGUCGGUUCCGCUGCUGAAGAUCGGCGUGGUUCUGAGCACCAUGGCUAUGAUCACCAACUGGAUGUCACAAACGCUGCCGUCCAUCGUCGGACUCAACACCACGGCGCUCAACGUGGCGCCCCCGGGGGUUCCGGAUCGCAGUACCGGAGUGUUGCCGGCGAACCCUGAGGACUCGUGGCAGGUGUACAGCUCUGCACAGGACAGCGAGGGCCGGUGUGUGUGUACGGUGGUCGCUCCGCAGCAGACCAUGUGCUCACGAGACGCCCGCACCAAACAGCUCCGACAGCUGCUGGAGAAAGUUCAGAACAUGACCCAGUCCAUCCAGAGUCUGGACCAGAGGACCCAGAAGGACCUGCAGUACGUGCAGAGGAUGGAGGUCCAACUGCAGGGCCUGGAGACCAAGUUCCGGCAGGUGGAGGAGAACACAGACCACAAGCAGAACACCGCCAAACAGUACAAGGCCAUUAAAGCCAGGAUGGAGGAGCUUAGGCCCAUGAUCCCAGUGCUGGAGGAGUACAAGGCCGAUGCUAAAAUGCUCGUGCAGUUUAAAGAGGAGGUGCGCAACCUCACGGCGCUGCUCAGUGAGCUGCAGGAGGAGAUGGGCACCUAUGACUACGACGAGCUGCACAGCCGCGUGGCUAGUCUUGAGGAGAGGCUACGUGCAUGCAUGCAGAAAUUAGCGUGCGGGAAGCUGACGGGCAUAAGUGACCCCAUCACCAUCAAGACGUCCGGAUCCCGCUACGGCUCAUGGAUGACCGAUCCCGUUGCCUCGGAUGGAGACACACGGGUGUGGUACAUGGAUGGCUACCACAACAACCGCUUUGUGCGCGAGUACAAGUCCAUCGAGGACUUCAUGAACUCGGACAACUUCACGUCGCACCGGCUGCCGCACCCGUGGUCAGGUACGGGCCAGGUGGUGUACAACGGCUCCAUCUACUUCAACAAGUUCCAGAGCCACACCAUCAUCAAGUUCGACUUCAAGACCGCCGCCAUCAGCAAGACCAGCCAGCUGGACUACGCCGGCUUCAACAACAGGUACCACUACUCGUGGGGGGGCCACUCCGACAUCGACCUGAUGGUGGACGAGGGGGGGCUGUGGGCCGUCUACGCCACCAAUCAGAACGCGGGGAACAUCGUGAUCAGCAAGCUGAACCCCAACACGCUGGCGGUCAUCAAGAGCUGGACCACCAACCACCCCAAGCGCAGCGCGGGCGAGGCCUUCAUGAUCUGCGGCACGCUCUACGUCACCAACGGCUACUCGGGCGGCACCAAGGUCUACUACGCCUUCCACACCAACUCCUCCACCUACGAGUACAUCGACAUCCCCUUCCAGAACAAGUACUCGCACAUCUCCAUGCUGGACUACAACCCGCGCGACCGCGCGCUCUACGCCUGGAACAACGGCCACCAGGUGCUCUACAACGUCACGCUGUUCCACGUCAUCCGCUCCGAGGAGCUCUAGAACGCUCCGCACGC
Molecule: messenger RNA, 2557 nt
Organism: Sardina pilchardus (European sardine)
Lineage: Eukaryota; Metazoa; Chordata; Actinopteri; Clupeiformes; Clupeidae
Gene: olfm1a
Product: olfactomedin 1a
Biological process (GO): signal transduction
Source: RefSeq, a predicted model, not a curated record